AGCAUAUUAAUAAUUGUUGAUGAUCUUUUAAAAGAUUUCAUCAUUUGUAAUUACUAGGGAUAUUUUGUGUGUUUAUAUUACGUUUCUUGACGUGCAAAGGGAAUGCCGUGUUAUUUGCGGUUAUAAUAAAUUGAAUGAGGUUAGGAACUGUCAUUGGCUGCUGUGUCAAGAAUACAUACGCUUUACGCCAUUACACUUUUCCAUGUCACUCAGUCCGACAGCUGACCGUAUCAAAUCAUCAAAUGUGCGGAACCACAUGACUCGAGCGACUUCUCGAUUCUCCACUGGGAACUUCCGCGCUCGGUCAGCGAAAUUGAAAAUUGACCGCCGCACGUGAUAACGCCGCUAAGAGAGUGGCCAUUAGGAUUUUUUGCUGCUUCAACUUUCAAAGUUUCUUCCUCUACGUGCGACAAACAGAAUGAUGCUGCGGAAAAAGGAAAGUCAAGGUGACAUGUCAAUGGAUGGAAAAUCUAAAUCUGUAGUUGAAUGCGAUUCUGUCAAUGGGAUACAAGGUGAUAAAUAUUUAUUGUCGCCUAUUGAGGAGGAAACCGAAUCUGUCAUCUCCUCGAGAGCCACGUCUGUCGACUACAGUGACAGCGAGGUCGACGAUGAAGAUUACUCUCGUACCUCUCGUACAGAUGCGUCACGUGAGGAGGAAAGUAUGAGAAUCGAGAGACAAGGUAUACAAGAUUGCGGAGACAGGAAAGUCGAAGUCCUAAAGAAACCUCCGGGAACAACUAGCGACACCGGAGAGAAUCGAAAGCAAAGUUUACGGGCGCAGGAAGAUGAUGAAUCUUUGAGGACAGUUAUGGAAUGCCUGAAACAAAGAGUCACAGAUUCCGAAAAUGAAAUUAUCAAUCUGAGAAGAGAAUUGAAUUUGGAAAAGGCCAAGAGUCGCGAGUUUGCUUUGCAAUGUCAGAAAGAAAAUAAUUCUAAUCCUUUAAGGAUCGACUUGGAGUCCUGGAAGGAUGAAUUCAUUAAUAGAUCCAAGUGCGAGAUAUCAAGAUGGCAACAGAACGAAAGAAAAAGACUAGACCGUGAAAUAUCGAGAAUUACAGAAUUAUUAUCUCAGAAGAUAACUAGAACAUUCAAGAGAAGCUUGAAAGAUUGGCACGCGGAAGAGAGUAAGAAAACAAGCGAACUCAUUCAGAAGGAGAGAAACAGACAGGAAAUUGAUGCUGAGAGGACGAAGAAAUCUUAUGAGAGGUUACAAAGACACUUGGAGAAUCUUGAGAGGCGAAAUAAAAAGUCCUACGUCACCUUUCGAAAACAAAUUGACAAUUGCGAGAGUCGUUUAAAAGAUGAAAUUGUCGACUUGCAUGAAAAAAAUUUUGAAAAAUUUAAAAACGAGGUAAAACAUUGGAAUCCUGAGCGUAGAAAUACUUGCUAUCAAUUGAGUCUUCCAAAAACAGAUAAAUCUGAAUCAAACAUUAAUUUUGAAAAAUCGUCAAAGGAUGAUCGAUCAAUUGCAAAAGAAAACCUAUUUUCAAAACUUCUAGAGUGCGUGGAUCGUAAUGAUCUACGAAGAAUAGAAGAAAAUCUCAAAAUGGAGAUCGAGAUCAAUCGCAAGGAUCAAUCAAAAAGAAUGAACGAGAAGAUUUGUGAAUUAUGGAUCGCAUUUGAAGAAUUCACGCAUAACUUUACACUAAACCGUCACUACAGUAACGAAACUCAAAAUGUCGCGAACGAUCCAAUGUUCUUGGAUUCAGAUUCGAUAUAUUCCGAAACCUUUUGCGAUAUCGGUACUAAAAGCUCUAAUAAAUCCAACGCAAUAGAUACAUCAACAGAUACCAACAUUAAGGAAGAUCCCACAAAUCUAACAACAUCAAAAUCCAAUCCUGGCUUCUUCGGGAAAAAUUCAUUAGUCAAUUUGCCAAUAGUCCCCCAAGUGCGGGACGAUAAAUUGAAAAAGAAAUAACCAAUCAUUACGCAUCGAUACUUCUUUCCCUCUUCUAUAUUAAUAAAAAAAAAAAUGUUUCUCAACCGGAAAUCCACUUUCGUUAUCACGAUUCUGUAAGAAUGAGACAAGCCGUUACACAAGAGGAUGGCAAUAAAAGUAGAGUGUAUCGUUUCCUGGUGAAGAUGCUCUUCGAUGAACUUUUAUGACUGGCAGCACUCUCGCCGUUCUUGUUUCUCUUAGGCAUGAAAACAGUUGGCAACCUUCAAGUUCACGGGCAGUUUAGAAAAUGGAGCAACCAAGCCAAGUGUAAGCACAAGCGGUUCUUGGGUUGGUGGAGCAUAAUGCCAUUAUGCAAUCCUGUAUAAAAUCCGCACCGCAAGCUGCACUAUCCUUGCCCUCACAAUCCUAAAACACAGGUGACGAUGAUCUCCCACUUGAAAGAUUCGUCUCAGGGAACGGUAAUGGACCACUUACAACUUUUUAUCGUCUGAACGAAGAACCCAGCAAAAGGACACAUCCUAAAAGUGUCAAAUUAUCCAUAAGAAUCAUUCAAAAGCGUGACAGAGUAAAAAUUUCUAGAUGAUCUCUGAGCAAAAGAGGGGCAGGCGUAUCGAAUCGAAUUCUUCGUGGGAAGCUUCCAGUCGGACAGUAUUCCUUAUGGCUGCUAUGAAAUUCAUUCCAUCAACCGCCAAACAACGUGUACAUUGCUCCAAUGGAAGUGCAAUUAGCGGCAGUGCGUUAUUCGGCCCUUUGAGACUUUUAAAAAUCCCGCCACGCUGGCUUAACGUCAAUGAGUUACAUUAGCGGCGGGUACGGUCAGCUGUGACUAAUAUUAUCGUAGAACA
This is a messenger RNA of Cephus cinctus (wheat stem sawfly), 2745 nucleotides long. RefSeq lists its product as uncharacterized. The transcript has 8 exons. The record is from RefSeq and is a predicted model, not a curated record. Bases 419 to 1918 code for a protein of 499 amino acids. NCBI's taxonomy places the organism in Eukaryota, Metazoa, Arthropoda, Insecta, Hymenoptera, Cephidae.